Molecule: messenger RNA, 2701 nt
Organism: Capsicum annuum
Lineage: Eukaryota; Viridiplantae; Streptophyta; Magnoliopsida; Solanales; Solanaceae
Product: phenylalanine ammonia-lyase 1
Exons: 2
Coding region: 367-2430 (687 amino acids)
Biological process (GO): L-phenylalanine catabolic process
Cellular component (GO): cytoplasm
Molecular function (GO): ammonia-lyase activity
Source: RefSeq, a predicted model, not a curated record
AUUACUCAUAUUUUGACUUAGCAAAGUCAACAAAUUCAGCUAAAGUUACUACUCCAUCUGUUGGAAUUUGUACUUGUGUUAAUUGGUUAUAGCCCAAACAAAUAGUGAUGUUGCUCAAGUGCUGAAUGUCUAAAAAAUAUUUUAAAUUAUUAUGUGUGUGGUUAAGGUACGCCCAAUAACUAUUUCUAUGAUGAAUAGGCACUCUAUAAAUAGAGAUCAACCCCUUUCCCUUUUCCAUUAGAAUGACAAUAAGCUUAUGCUUGCGUCUUAAUCUCUGUUAUGGUUGCAUAUUAAUUAUCUUACAUCACCAGCCAAAAGAAAAAAAAAAAGCAAAAUAAAACCUUGUGAAUUUAUCGUUUCUCAGCAAUGAAUCAUAGUCAAGAUUUUAGUAUUAAGAGUACUCAUCAUCAAGAAGGAGAUGAUCCUUUGAGUUGGAACAUAGCAGCAGACACCCUCAAGGGUAGCCACCAUUAUGAAGUCAAGAGAAUGGUAGAGGAGUUUAAGAAUCCGGUGGUACAACUAGGUGGUGGUGAGAGGCUAAGGAUAGCUCACGUGGCUGCCAUAGCGACCCGUUCGGGCACGGAGUUAGUGAAGGUGAAGCUGUCCGAAGCAGCCAGGGCUGGCGUUAAGGACAGCAGUGAUUGGAUCAUUGAAGGCAUGAAUAAAGGGACUGAUAGUAAUGGUGUUACCACAGGUUUUGGUGCAACAUCACAUAGGAGGACUAAGCAAGGUGAAGCACUACAGAAGGAGCUAAUAAGGUUCUUGAACGCUGGAGUCUUUGGAAAUGGGAUGAUGUAUCGUCACACGUUGCCACACUCUGCCACAAGAUCUGCCAUGUUGGUUAGAAUCAAUACUCUACUUCAAGGGUACUCCGGUAUAAGGUUUGAGAUCUUGGAAACUAUGACAAAAUUGCUCAACAAUGAUAUCACCCCAUGUUUGCCCCUCCACAACUCAUGUGGUGACUUGGUACCACUGUCGUAUAUUGCCGGGCUUUUAACAGGCCGACCCAACUCCAUAGCCACUGGGCCUAAUGGAGAACUGUUGGAUGCUGUCCAGGCCUUUCAAGGGGUUGGUAUUGACAGUGGAUUCUUUGAGUUGCAGCCCAAGGAAGGAAUAGCCUUGGUGAAUGGCACUUCUGUUGGUUCUGGCUUGGCUUCCAUUGUUCUUUAUGAGGCUAACAUUCAUGUUGUCCUUUCUGAAGUUCUAACAACAAUGUUUGUUGAAGUAAUGCACGGACGAAGAUUUGAAUUCACAAACCAGUUGGCUCAUAAAGUGAAGCAUCACCCUGGCCAAAUCGAAGUCCCAGCAAUAACGGAACAUAUUUUGAAUGGAAGUUCCUCUGUUUAUGAAAAGCCUAAGCAAGAUCGUAACGUUGUUGGAAAUUCUCCACAAUGGUUACGUCCUCAAAUAGAGGUCAUUAGAGAAGCAACCAAGAUGAUUGAGAGAGAGAUUAACUCGGUUGAUGACAAUCCCUUGAUUGAUGUUUCAAGGAACAAGGCACUACAUGGUGGGAAUUUCCAAGGGAUAUCGCUAGGGGCAUCAAUGGACAACACUAGGCUAACACUUGCCUCCAUUGGAAAACUUUUAUUUGCCCAAUUUUCUGAGCUUGUCAAUGACCAUUACAAUAAUGGAUUGCCUUCUAAUCUCUCCGGAAGUAGGAAUCCUAGCUUGGAUUAUGGUUUCAAAGGUGCUGAGAUUGCCAUGGCCUCUUACUGUGCUGAACUUCAAUUUCUUGCCAAUCCAGUGACUAACCAUGUCCAAAGUGCUGAGCAACACAAUCAAGAUGUCAACUCUUUGGCCUUAAUCUCCUCAAGAAAGACAUCUGAGGCACUGGACAUUUUAAAACUCAUGUCUUCAACUUAUCUAGUAGCACUUUGCCAAGCUAUUGACUUGAGGCACUUGGAAGAAAAUCUUAAAGCCUCAGUGAAGAAUGCAGUGAGCCUAGUGGCAAAAAAAGUGCUGACAGUAAACCAAAAUGGAGAGCUGGAUCACCUUUCAAGGUUUUGCGAGAAAGACUUGCUUAAAUUGGUUGAUAGCGAAUACGUUUUUACGUAUGCUAGUGACCCUUGUAGUGCUAAUUAUCCAUUAAUUCAAAAGUUACGACUAGUCUUGGUGGAUCAUGCUCGAGACGAGGAGAAAAUUUCAAGUAAUUCAAUCUUCCAAAAAUUAAGUACAUUUGAGGAAGAAUUGAAAGUUGUUUUGUCUAAAGAAAUGGAGAGUGCUAGAUGUGACUUUGAUAAUGGCAAGUCAUCCAUUCCUAACAGAAUUAAAGAAUGCAGGUCCUAUCCAUUGUACAAGUUUGUGAGAGAAGAACUAGAGACUAACUACUUGACUGGGGAGAAAGUCCAAUCACCUGGAGAAGAAUUUAACAAGGUAUUCACAUCCAUGAAUGAAGGUAAAUUGGUAGAACCAUUACUUAAUUGCUUGUAGGAGCGGAAUGGUUCAUCUCGUCCCCUUUGCUAGAGGAAAAUCCCGAAAACAUAUAUGUAUGCAUGUCUUUUGCAAUGCAAUCCCUACUUUUGUGGGAAAAUACUGGAUAUGUGUCUAGUUUUUGUUGUCUUCAUCUUUUGCAACAUAUGUCGUAUAGUUUUUGUUUUCUUCAUCUUUUGCAACAUAGUCGUCCAUCAUAUUUGUUCUAUACAGUGGGAACCAAUGGUACGACAAGGUUACUUGCAAAAUAAUAUUACUCUGUUUGAGGGCA